AUGCUGAGCCAGCUGUGUCUGACCUUCUUCUUUCUCAGGUGUUUCAUUGCUGCAACCCCAGCAGCUGUGCCUGAGGAUGUGCUGGUGGGCAUCGUGGGGGGCCACAGUGCUCCUCAGGGGAGGUGGCCAUGGCAGGUCAGCCUGAGGACCUACAGCUACUACUUUGCCUCCUGGGUGCACAACUGUGGGGGCUCCCUCAUCCACCCACAGUGGGUGCUGACUGCUGCCCACUGCAUCCACGAGAGAGAUGCUGACCCAUCGGUCUUUCGGAUCCACGCUGGGGAUGUGUACCUCUACGGGGGGAAGGAGCUGCUGGGUGUGAGCAGGGUCAUUGUUCGCCCAGACUUUGUCUAUCCUGGCCUGGGUUCCGAUGUAGCCCUGCUCCAGCUGAUGGAAUCUGUGCAGCCCUCUGAUAAUGCCAAGCCUGUCAAGCUGUCCUCUGAGUCUCUUGAGGUCAGCCAGAAGUAUGUGUGCUGGUUGACUGGCUGGGGUGCAGCGAGCAUCCACACCUCUCUUCCCUCAGGAUCGCUGCCUCCUCUCUACCACCUGCAGCAGGUGCAGGUGAAGAUAGUGGACAACGACCUUCAUGAGAAGCUGUACCACGAUGCCUCUGGGUAGCACUAUGAGGGCCGGAGACUGAUCCUACAGGACAUGCUGUGCACAAGCAGUGAGGGUCGAGACUCCUGCUAUGGAGACUCAGGUGGCCCUCUGGUCUGCAAUGUGGCAGGCUCAUGGACCCUGGUGGGAGUGGUCAGCUGGGGCUAUGACUGUGCCCUGAAUGACAUUCCUGGAGUCUAUGCACGUGUGCAACCCUUCCUGCCCUGGAUCAGGCGGCAGAUACAGAAGUUCCCUUGA
Molecule: messenger RNA, 855 nt
Organism: Psammomys obesus (fat sand rat)
Lineage: Eukaryota; Metazoa; Chordata; Mammalia; Rodentia; Muridae
Product: serine protease 29-like
Biological process (GO): proteolysis
Molecular function (GO): serine-type endopeptidase activity
Source: RefSeq, a predicted model, not a curated record